This is a messenger RNA of Clonostachys rhizophaga, 6003 nucleotides long. Lineage: Eukaryota; Fungi; Ascomycota; Sordariomycetes; Hypocreales; Bionectriaceae. The record is from the annotation of a GenBank genome assembly.
AUGGCGACCACAACAGACUCAGAGCAAGAGGGUGAUUAUGAAGUUGUCUCCAAAGACAGUGUUCCUGCCCCAGCCGCGCAAGCAGGCGCAGCUUGGCAAAAAGAGCUCAACACGGUUCAGAAAUGGCUGCAGCCAACAGACUAUAAUUCUUCCGGCAACGAGUACAUGAAACAUUUACACUCGUAUAUUCCAGGUACUGGAUCCUGGGUUCGGGAAUCUCCCAUUUACAGCACCUGGGCUGAGCCACGACCAAGCAGCGAAGCGCAGCAUGGGGUUUUACAUGUCAAAGGAGUUGCUGGGAGCGGCAAGUCAGUCCUCGCUGCCAGCAUCAUAUCCCAGCUUCAGGAAGAGCAGCCAAACACCCCUGUGCUUUUCUUCUUCUUCCGACAGAUUGUCGAGAAAAACCACAGUGCAAAGUACCUUGUUCGAGACUUUGCUUCCCAGCUUCUUCCGCACAGUCAAUCUCUUGUCUCGAAACUAUAUCCGGUGUCACAAAAGCAGGGUGUAGAUGGGACAGAACUUGGCUCUCUGUGGGAUGCCAUACUGCAAACACUCGAAAGUAUGCCGGGCGUCUACUGUGUUGUGGACGCGUUGGAUGAGAUGGAUGAUGGGGAUUUUGACUUCAUUCAUCAGCUCGUCCGUCUGGGGGCUCUUGAUCCCGACCGAGUCAAGCUACUUUUGACAAGCCGCCCCGUUUCCAAGAUCGAGGAAGCGCUUAGAGAUCCGCAUAUCCUACGUUUCAAAUUGGAGACAUCCCUAAUUGAUCCGGAUAUCGACAAGUAUGUCGGUGUGAGCCUUGUUUCCCUCAACCCAUCGCUGAGACCAGAGACGGAGGAUCUGGUGAAGAAGACCAUUUGCAAAUGUGCUCAGGGCCUAUUCUUGCACGCGCGACUUGUGACUGAUAACUUGACGAAUGGUCUCAAAGAUAGCCGGAUCACUGAAGACAUGCUUCCAGAGUGUUUGGAAAGGUUGCCUCAAAAUUUAAAGGAUGUUUACGAGCAAAUGCUGACAGAUCACGCGCUGAGAAGCGGUGUCAGUACAGAGCAACAGGCUCAUAUUCUCAUGUGUGUGACUCAUUCUUCCCGACCCUUACGACUGAUUGAACUGGGCUCCUUGGUCUCUAGUUUCAUGGGGUUGGACAAUCUCAAAGAGGGUAAGGAUCUGGUGCGAGCGAGCUGUGGGCCAUUGCUCGAAAUAUUGGAAGAUCAGACUGUGAGCGUCAUCCACCAUUCGUUCACAGAGUUCCUUCGCGACGGAUCCCGACUGCAAACCCCGGCUUCAUUCCCGGUCCUAAACUCUCGAUAUGCACAUAGCAUGCUGGCAAUUUUGUCCCUCCAAUAUCUAGAUGGCGGCCCAUUGCUAGAUAUGAAUUCAGACACGCCAAGUGACUCUUAUUAUGAUGACUACGACAACAGCAGACAAGAACAAACUCGCCGCCAUCAAGUGCUACAAGAUAUGAAUCUUACUCUACCACUUUUAAAUUACUCACUGGAGAAUCUCAAAUAUCAUCUCGAUAAUGCAGAGCCGGAGGAUAGCCAGCUCUUGAAUACAAUUUCUACCUACCUGGCUCCUGGGAAACCUGCAUUCGGGCUAUGGAUGUAUCACCAUUGGCAACCCCGCUUCUACAACUCUUUUACUGCGGUUCAUCUUGCAGCUUUUGCAGACAUGCCAUUGUAUGUGAUUGAACACUUGGGACCAAACGACACAAAGGAUGGAGACGGCCGGACACCUCUUUCCUAUGCCGCGGAGAAGAGCGCCGCAAAGACGGUUAAGUUUCUCCUGAGUCACGGUGCUGACCCAAAGUCAUACUGCUCUUGGGGAUUGACCCCGCUUCACUAUGCGAUCCAGAAAGAAUCUAUUGAGACCGUUCAGCUAUUACUAGAGGCGGGUUUCAGUCCACUCAUCCCGACGAUCAAGUCAGAUCGGUAUGACGAAUAUGAGGAUGAAGGUUCAAGUUUUGGCAACACCCCUCUGGAGUAUGCCUUCACUGGCAACCAUGAGGCUAUCAUCGAAUGCUUCAUGCCGUUGAUUACCCCUGAUUACGCAAAUAAAUGCCUCCAUUGGGCUCGGGAAACCAAGAUUAUCGAAGCUGUCUUGAAGGCCGGGCCUGUUGAUGUUGAUUGUUUCGCAGGCGGCUCUACUAAGUUAUUUAAGGCUACCACUGAUUAUGACUUUGAGACCAUGAAAGUCUUGAUUCAGCAUGGUGCUGAUGUGAAUAAACGGUGUGGCGGAGACCGGUACGGGAGUGAGGACAUUAUUAGUCUCGAAAUUGAUAACCCUCGGGGCCCAAUGCCCAUACAUGCUUUCGCUGGCUAUGGACAGUCAUUUUCUCGUGGUUGUAGCGAUCUAGAGAACGCGGAAAAGUGUCUUCGCCUCCUUCUUGAUAACGGUGCCGACAUCAAUGCAACAACUGAUGGGGAAAAGCACAUAUACCGUGGUCGAGAUGGGAAGUUUACGCCGUUGCACUACGCCGUAAAGAAAGAUAUAAACGGUUAUUGGUUCGGUGUCAAGGACAACACGAGGGAGAAGUUUGCUUCACUUCUUCUUAAGGCCGGUGCUGACCCCAACGCCAAAACAACUUACGGAUAUACUCCUCUCCAUGUUGCUAAUCCUGAAUGUCUUCCCCUAUUUGAUCUCCUUGUUGCUCACUCGGCCGAUGUCAAUGCCAAAAAUCACAGGGGCAGCGCACCAAUCCUACAAUUAAUUCAACAGUAUAAGGUCAACCCAGACAUCAAAGUAUUCGAGAAGCUUAUUGAGUGUGGUGCCGACGUCAACACAUCUGACGACGACGGAGAUACCAUUUUUCAUAUGGUCCUUGGCCAUUUGGAAAAGUUUAAGAUGACCGAUCUUCCUUUCUUUCAGCUUCUACUCCGCUCGGGGGCUGAUAUAAACAAACCGAAUAAGAAAGGAAACCCACCCUUGUUUAAGUACCAAGCGCCAGAACAUGAUUCGUGGCCUUCUCAUAGGUUGAAUCCUAGAGAUGAUGAACCACUGCUUCGAGCGCUUGUAGAAGCUGGCCUGGACAUGCGGGCAUACAAUGGCGAGGGGGAAACCAUACUGAGUGCUCUUAUCCCACAAUAUCGCUGCGAGAUCAAGACGGUCGAGAAGUUCAUCCGCCUAGGUGCAGAUCUUACAGCACGAAAUAAUGAUGGAUCGACACUGCUGCGCGUCGCACUCAAAUCAAGACACUCUAUUGAUUGGAUCAAUUAUCUUUCCUCAAAGGGCCUCGAUCCUUUAGCCAGGGACGAAGACGGGAGAACGCUUAUUCACACAGCCGUUCAGUGUUACAGCGCUGACCAGACCGGGCGAGCUAUUGUUGAAGGGCUAAUUGAGCUGGGCAUAUCCCCGGAAGCCAAAGAUGGUUUCGGGAGUACGGCUCUUCACCUGGCAAGCAAGAAAGACCACGGGGAUAGGGUAACGGCCCGAGAAGAUGAAUACGAUUGGGUGGACGCCAUCCUCAAGACCAGGAUAUUAGGAGCCCAAGAUGUCAACGAUCGCGAUGGUAGUGGUGCAACUACUCUUCAUAAUGCUGUAGGAGUUUGCGAGUUCACUGUCGCCAAGCUUCUUCAAGCAGGAGCAAAUCCUACAGCUCUGACCCAUGAAGGUCUCUCCCCACUUCACAUAGCCUGUCGCGAUGGUCAACCAAAUGUCGUUGGACUGCUCCUAGCUACAUAUAAGGAACGAGGUGAACUUGGGCAGAUGAUCAAUCUCCACGAUUCCCUCGGAGAGAGGAGGACAAGUCUGCAUCUGGCGGCUCGAGCAGGAAUCUAUGAGAGUGUUUCUUACCUACUGAACAAUGGUGCUGAUAUUGCUUCGCUUGACAAGAAUGGCUUCACUGCACUACAUGCCCUGGUUGAGGCGCCGUCGAAUACUCCAUGGCUGGAAAUUCUUGAUCUGCUUCUGAACUUUGGGGCAGAUCUGAAUGCAAAGACGUCCGUUGAGCAGAACAGGGCCACAGCUCUCGAUCUUGCUACCAAAAACGGUCGUGAGGCUAUGGUACAAGCUCUUGUUCAGCACGGCGCUACGUCUAACCGCAGGCUACAUGAUCAGUCUCCGGAGCCUACCAUAUCGACUAAGACUCUUCAAGAGCUUCUUGAGUCUAGAAAUUCUCCGGAGAUUGUCAGAAAGGUUGAAAAGGUGCUCGAAACUAACGACUAUGCGACCAUCAAAGAAUUUGUAAGGCUUGGUGGGAGCUUGAUGAGUAUCGAUCAGUUCAAAGACAAGACUAUUCUCCAUAGGAUGGUACACCGAGGCAAUAUCUCCUUGCUUAGUCACUUUAAAGACGAAGCAUCGAAAGUUGACCAGUCCCCUUGGAUGAUGGAGGAAGAGCACCCGGGAACUUUGCUUGCCGAUGCUUGUGAACGUGGCUUGCCAGGUCUUGACAUUAUCAAAUGUCUUAUUGAGAACGUUGGCCUAGAUCCAAACAUGCCUUCCGAUCGCCGAGGCUUUACAUAUAAGCUGAAGAAAGCGACACCUCUACACUUCGUUGCUUGCGGUACGCAUUUCUGGCAUGCGGACGCGGUUACGUACCUGUUAUCCCAUGGUGCAGAUAUAGAGGCCAAAAACAAGGAUGGGCAGACGCCACUCCUUUGUGCCAUUAGUACGCAACAUCCGAAUGGAUUUUGGAAGGAACGAACGAUCAAACAACUCUUGGACCACGGUGCGAAUCCCAACUUCAUCGCCGAGAGCGGAGCAUCGUGCCUGGCGGAGGCUGAUAGUGCAGAGGUACUGAAACUGUUACUCGAGUAUGGGGCAAAUAUCUCAGCAACUCCCGGGGUCAUGGAGUUUGCGUUGAAGAAGAUGAAUGUCGACAUGGUUCAGGUUCUUCUAGAUGCCGGAGCUGACCCGAAUUACCGUGAUUCCCUUGAUGGCGGCUAUACAGAGGAUGAAGCCUCGUCACAAUAUCCCCUGCACCGUGCUGCUCGACCCGCUAACGAAAGGUUUCCUACGAUUGACUGGGAUUCUCGGAAACAGAAAAUCACUGAAAUUCUGCUCCAGGGCGGUUCAAACCCAUAUGCAGCUUAUUCUGACGAGAGCUACGUGCUUCAGGCCAUCGUGGAAGAGAACGGGUUCUUGGAUCCGUUCUUUGAGCUGGGCAACCUCGAUAUUGAGGAGCGAGGCCGCCAUGGACGAACAUUGCUCUUGUCCGCCUGCGUCGUCGUUGAGAAGCCCCAUAGAGAAGUCCGGGGGGGGCAUAUGAACAAAAAAUUUCCUCUAACAGCAAACCCUAAAGUCGUGCUCGCAUUGCUCGCACGUGGUGCAAUUCCGGACGUCACGGAUGAUCAAGAGAGAACACCACUUCAUUGUCUGUGUAGCAUGACACAUCCGUACGAUGAAGAUCACCAACAAGCUUUCGAUGCUCUUGUAACCAGCGCUCCUUCGACGAUCCACGCGGUCGACAAUGCCGGCUUCAAACCACUGCACCGCGCCAGCCAAUCCUGUCAGAGUUGGGCCAUAUGGAGGCUGGUAGACCUCGGUGCAGAUUUGCUAAAGCCUGAUCCUGACGGAAACACGGCCCUGCAUUUCCUUGCGCCCAAGAUGGUUGGCGAGAAGACAUCGGCGGCAGCAGCGCAAGCUCAGUUCAAACUCCUCCUCGCCCAGGGCCUAACCAUCAACGCUCGUAAUAAUAAAGGCGAGACGCCUCUCUUCCUAAGUAUAUCGGCCGAAUGGUCCGGAACUUGUCUCAUAGACACGUCUCAUCCGACGUAUGCGCUGGAAAAUGACGUGUCCCCGAGCGACGUUUUAGAUCUGUAUAUUAGUCGAGGCGCCGACAUCUUUACAGCUGACAACGAAGGUAAAACACUCCUCCAUGCUGCAGCAGGUAGGCGGAUUGAGGACCCAGAUUGGAACACGGAUCAAAUUAAACACAUGGAGAACGUGUUCAAGAAAUUGAUGGAUAUGGGGCUCGACCCGCGGAAAGAAGAUGUACAGAUGCGAACGGCAAUCGACAUGGCUGUUGCGAGAGGGCGGAAAGGCAUCGUGGACUUUUUCGCGGAGAAGUAA